GAUUACUAAGAUACGAAACAAACAUAUUAUCAACAUGGCACCAUCGGUAGUAAAUGAUGUAUCUAAGACACAGCUCACGGCUGAGGAACCGGAACACUGCCCGGGGCCAGAAUCUGAACAAGCAGGAAAGGACGAUGCUUGUGACGGGUGUGCUAAUCAAGAUAUCUGCUCAUCUCAAAUCCCCAAAGGACCAGAUCCAGACAUGCCUUUAAUAACAAAGAAGUUGGGAAUGAUCGAUCACAAGGUACUAGUAUUAUCCGGGAAAGGAGGUGUGGGAAAAUCUACAUUCACAUCGAUGCUCUCUUGGGCUCUAGCAGCUGAUGAAGAUCUUGAGGUGGGAGCUAUGGAUUUGGAUAUUUGUGGACCGUCACUCCCACGAAUGCUCGGGGCUGAAGGCGAGUCUGUUCAUCAGUCGAACUCCGGCUGGUCUCCUGUUUACGUGGCUGAUAAUCUUGGGAUGAUGAGUAUUUCGUUUAUGUUACCAGACGAAGAUUCUGCUGUAAUUUGGAGAGGAGCCAAGAAGAACGGGCUCAUCAAGCAGUUUUUGAAAGACGUGAACUGGGGUGAACAUCUUGACUAUUUGGUAGUGGAUACGCCACCAGGCACUUCAGAUGAACAUUUAUCAGUGUCUACGUACAUGAAAGAAAGUGGCAUAGAUGGAGCAUUGAUUGUGACCACUCCUCAAGAAGUGUCCUUGCUUGACGUCAGAAAGGAAAUAGAUUUCUGUCGCAAGGCUGAUAUCAAGAUCUUGGGCUUGGUGGAAAACAUGUCAGGGUUUGUUUGUCCUAAUUGCAAAGGAGAAUCUAAAAUUUUUAAGCCAACUACAGGAGGAGGUGAACAGCUUUGCAAAGACUUGAACAUUCCAUUUUUGGGAUCUGUUCCAUUGGAUCCUCGUAUUGGACAAGCUUGUGAUGCUGGUGUAUCUUUCUUUGAAGAAUACGCUGAUUCUCCGGCUGCCACUGCCAUUCUUGAUGUGGUGGACGCAUUAAGGGAUCAAAUAGAGAUUUCUCUAGACAAGUUGAAGAUUUCCAGUUGAAUGGAAGUUAGAAGGUUGGUCUACACACUUUUAUGUAUUAUAUUACGAAAUAAAAUGGCAUUUAAUGAUAUUCUCGGCAUUACAUCUCAUCUCACAUUACUCAGAAUAACUUUGUUUGCGACGCGCAUCUGAUAAGGAUACCAUGCCAAAGCCACUAGCGAACCAAAACUAUCAACUCCUCAAAGACAAGACUUCGUAUUCUGUCAGCAGGAUAGGUGCAUUAUACAAGGACUUCAAAGAUGCUAAGGAAUUGAACCCUGAAGGAUUCGAAGCCAAUUUGAUCUCUUGG
Yamadazyma tenuis ATCC 10573 is the source of this 1325-nucleotide messenger RNA. RefSeq names its product Mrp/NBP35 family ATP-binding protein (gene NBP35). Gene Ontology annotation, molecular function: ATP binding; 4 iron, 4 sulfur cluster binding; ATP-dependent FeS chaperone activity. Gene Ontology annotation, biological process: iron-sulfur cluster assembly. Lineage: Eukaryota; Fungi; Ascomycota; Pichiomycetes; Serinales; Debaryomycetaceae. Gene Ontology annotation, cellular component: cytosol. The record is from RefSeq and is a predicted model, not a curated record.